GUGGAUGGAUCGGUGACCGAAGUUGUGGUGUUGAUUUGAUUUCAUACAUCUCUUUUGGAUCUGGGCUUCCCCUUUCUCUGUGUCUCUGUAUCUUUGAAAAACAACAACAACAACUACAGCUCCAUAUAAAUAACACCGCCAAUUAUUAGCUGCUCCCUCUUUCUGGUUUGGACCUUCUCUUCUGGAACCUCCCAUCUCUUUCCUGCUCGGAUCUUUUCAAACCUCCCUCAUCGUCUCUAUUUCUGUACGUAUAUAUUCCGUAAAUAUAUUUUUUUGGUACAUAUUCGAUCUCUCUCUCUCUCCCUUUAUUUGAUUCCGUUGCCUUCCCCUUGAUUAAAGAUCUCUGCCUCUCUUGCCAAAUAAGAGCGUUGGCCGGGAAUGGAAGGAAAGGAGUUGGUAUUGGAAUUGUAAGGAAUAAGAAUAAAAACAAAACACUUAGUAAUAGUAAUAGGGGAAGAGGUCAAAGAGCAUGUUGUAUUUGAAGCAGCCGAAGUCCAUUCACUCCAUUGUAUGCGAGACUAAUUCGAACAUAAUAGCAUGCCAUUCUACGAGUAAUCCCUGAGCCUGAGCCGGAGGCUCGGGGAGGGGCUUGAUCUGGAACAAAUACACUAUCAAUGGCGUCGCCAGAGAAUGGGCCCUCCCUCUCUUCCUCUGCCGCUGAUGAAUCCCUUAGUCCUCCGCCUGCUCACGCUUGUAUGUACAAAUUCAAGCUCUACGAGACUCGAUCGAACUUUUACAUGAUAGGAAGGGACAAGAGUAGAACGUAUUGGAGAGUGCUUAAGAUUGACCGGCUGGAUCCAUCAGAGCUAAAUGUCCGUGAAGAUUCGACCACAUAUACAGAAAGUGAGUGUUCUGACCUGUUGAGGCGGAUACAUGAAGGAAACAAAUCCACUGGUGGACUAAAGUUUGUCACUACUUGUUACGGAAUCGUUGGGUUCAUCAAAUUUUUGGGGCCUUAUUACAUGUUGAUUAUCACGAAAAGAAGACAGAUUGGUGUGAUCCGUGGUCAUAAUGUAUAUGCCAUCUCCAAAAGUGCGAUGAUUCCGCUUCCAAAUUCUACUGUUCGGUCCAGUAUCGCUAAUUCUAAGAAUGAGAACAGAUACAAGAAGCUCCUAUGCAUGGUGGAUCUCACAAAGGACUUCUUUUUUAGCUACUCAUACCAUGUUAUGCGUAGUCUUCAAAAGAACUUGUGUAAUAAGGAGACUGGUCCUGUUCUCUAUGAAACAAUGUUUGUCUGGAAUGAGUUCUUGACUCGGGGAAUCCGGAAUCACCUCCAGAAUACUUUUUGGACAGUUGCUUUAGUAUAUGGCUUUUUUAUGCAGGCAAAACUUUCUCUAUCCGGACGAGAGUUCAAACUGACCCUCAUUGCAAGACGUUCUCGUCACUAUGCAGGCACCAGGUAUCUGAAACGAGGUGUAAAUGAGAAGGGCAGAGUUGCUAAUGAUGUCGAGACAGAACAGAUUUUGUUUGAGGAUGUUCCAGAAGGUUUUCCCAUGCAGAUAAGCUCUGUUGUCCAGAACCGAGGCUCAAUCCCUCUUUUCUGGUCACAGGAAACUUCACGCUUGAAUAUUAAACCAGACAUUAUAUUGUCAAAGAAGGACCAAAAUUAUGAAGCCACCAGACUUCAUUUUGAAAACCUUGCUGAUAGAUAUGGAAACCCCAUAAUUAUUUUGAAUUUGAUUAAGACACACGAGAAGAGGCCUCGAGAGUCCAUUCUUCGUGCAGAGUUUGCUAAUGCAAUUGAUUUCCUUAAUAAAGAUUUGUCAGAGGAGAACCAUCUUAGGUUUCUUCAUUGGGAUAUACAUAAACAUUCUCGGAGCAAAGCUACAAAUGCUUUGCUACUUCUGGGCAAAGUGGCUGCAUAUGCAUUGACGCUAACAGGAUUCUUUUAUUGCCAACUAACACCAGUCUUUAGGCAGGAAGGGUGUCUAAGAUGGCUUUCCUCUGAGUAUGUGGACAAUGGUAACUUUUCUCCCCAGAGAUACUGCAACAAUGAUAACAAUGAUAACGGGGAUGCUGAUAACCUAGAGAGGAAACUCAGUGGUGAUAAUAAUGGUGCUACUAGUGUUGCUAAUGGGUAUCACUCUGUCAAGCCAUCCAUGUUCCAAAAGGGGGUGCUCAGGACCAAUUGUAUUGACUGCCUGGAUCGCACAAAUGUUGCACAAUAUGCUUAUGGAUUAGCAGCUCUUGGACUACAGCUUCAUACUCUCGGAGCCACAGACAACCCAAAGAUAGAUCUCGAUGCUCCUUUAGCAGAUGAUUUGAUGGGUUUUUAUGAGAGAAUGGGUGACACACUAGCUCACCAAUAUGGUGGCUCAGCUGCUCACAAUAAGAUUUUCUCGGAGAGAAGGGGUCAGUGGAAAGCGGCAACCCAGUCUCAAGAAUUCUUCAGAACUCUUCAACGGUAUUACAGCAAUGCUUAUAUGGAUGCAGAGAAACAAGAUGCAAUUAAUGUAUUCCUGGGGCACUUUCAGCCCCAACAGGGCCAACCUGCUCUCUGGGAACUGGAUUCAGACCAGCACUGUGAUGCUGGGAGGAAUGGGCAUGCAAAUGUGGAUGAAGAUGGAAGGUCAAUUUUCAAACGAUCCUUAUCAGACGGGAACAUUCUUCAAGAAAGAGACUCACCUGCAUCAGCCACAAAAGAGAAGCAUGUUUCUAACUCAGUUUUGCCCGACCGAUCACAAGGAGCGAGCAACUUUCUAUCUGAGUCAUCACCAGAAAUAUCAACUUGUGAGAGUGAUAUAACUUUUUCAAGGUAUACUCCCUCAAUGGCUCGCAGGCAGCUUUUUGGAGAUGUGCAAAGAGAUCGAUUCAUUGAGACCGAUCAUAUGUACUUCUCGGAACAUAUGUUCAACUGCUCAAAUUUUGUUGACCUUGACUGGUUAUCUUCCUCUGGGAAUUCAUGUGAGGAAGAGCAAUUUGAGAGGUCAUCAAUACUCACGAACUCUCCAGUUGCUGGGCUAUCGUCAGAAAAUGUUGUCAAUGGAGUGAUAGGAGAAACUACCCCAUCCACAAGUGAAUAUGCAUCCAGUAUGAAAGGAAGGGAGCGUACUGGAACAGAGCUAUCCUUUGGUACAGCAGCAGAGAGUUCCGAAGUUCUCGAGGAUUUUUCAGAUAGCUUUGUGCACUGGGUGAACAAUGGAGAGACAAUCUGCCAUUGAAGUUGGGCUAAUUUUCCCCCCCUAAUUCGGUAUAUUCCCACUCUCGUAUUUCAGGUUGCUGUAACAAUGCUGAUCCACAGAGAGUAUAGCAAGGGUAGCGGGAACAAGAGAGACCGGUGCUACGACUUGCGGCAUUAAAUUCCUUCGGAGAAACCCCAAUCAGAACACGUCGAUACCAACGUGCAGUAGUAAAUAGGCAACACUUUAAAAAAAAAAAAAAAAAUUCUUUUUGGAGCUCGUUGUUUUCUUCCUCCACUUGUCGCUCCUGUAAAUAUUAUCAUUCCACUCUCUAGAGCUCCACUUUUAGAAUUGCAGGCCAUUGAUUCUUUAUGUUAUUUGUGGUGAAGCAUGCAUGCGAUCCAGAUGCUUGGAGGAAAGUCCUACCAUUGUAGCAACUCCCGUCGUUUGAGCUGUGUCUAGUCGUAGAGCCUGGAGAUCGAGCCCGUAUAGACGUACUUGUCUAGACUUUUGUUCAUUUGACGGACGUUUCUUUUUAAGCCAGGCUUUUGUAAGUUUUUGCACCAUCCAUUGUAAACUUAAGGCACAAGUAAUCUGGUAAAAGUUAAUACAUAAAUAAAUGAAGAAAUAAAAGAUAAUCAUAAUAUUCUCAAAUUA
Messenger RNA from Alnus glutinosa, 3776 nucleotides. Its product is annotated as phosphoinositide phosphatase SAC3. Bases 615 to 3161 code for a protein of 848 amino acids. The transcript has 16 exons. The record is from RefSeq and is a predicted model, not a curated record. Gene Ontology annotation, cellular component: intracellular membrane-bounded organelle. Gene Ontology annotation, molecular function: phosphatidylinositol-3,5-bisphosphate 5-phosphatase activity. Lineage: Eukaryota; Viridiplantae; Streptophyta; Magnoliopsida; Fagales; Betulaceae. Gene Ontology annotation, biological process: phosphatidylinositol dephosphorylation.